CACCACACCAACAACACCGCACCUCCACCCCUCCCUCACCCCCACAACCCACACCCUGCACACAACCCAAAUCCUCACCUCCACCAAAAUGCACACCAAAAUCACCACCCUCCUCACGCAACUAAAGUCCUUCUCCUUCUCCGCCCCCGCAGCGAAACCCGUUAUCGUGAUAGCGUGGGCGAAAGCGAAGAGUGCGGGGAAGCUGGUUAGUGUGGUGGAGGUUGUGAAGAGGGAGUUGGAGGGGGAGGGGGGGGUGUGGUUUCAGUAUAAUGGGCUUGGGGAGGGGUUUGCUGGGGUGCCACGAGAUGGGGGGGGUGAGGGGGAGGGGGAUGGAGGGGAAGCGAAGGGGGGGGAUGGGGAUGUGGAAAUGGAAGAUGAGGGGUUUGAGAAGAUGAAGACGAGGAUUGAGAGGGCGAUUGAGGGGACGGAGAAGGUGAGGAGUGUGCCUGUUAUGACGGUUUAUUUGUCGAGGGUUAGGGUGGAGGCGUUGAGGGAGGCUUAUGGGGAGCAGACGAAUUCAAAGAGGUGAAUGACGACUGGUGGGAAGAUCGAGUGGCGGAAUAUAUAUACCAGAGGUGAUAACCUGGAUGAGACGAGGAGAGGAAAGAUCGGUGGAUUCUGUGGGAAGAUGGUAUAUGGAUGUACUGCAUCCCCAGAAGAUAUACGCAGCACACAGACGGAUACUGAGGGAGGAUAUAAUAUGGUACUGAGAGGGAGGGUGUAAUAUGGUGCCAAGAGGGAGGGUAUGAUAUGAAUACACAGCAGAUGGAGGAGGAUAUAUAUACAUUAGAGCCUAAUACCCCAUCACCUUGCAACCACACAAUGCACCUAGAGCCUAUAGCAAGCAGUCCACACAUCACACAAAAUAAACACCAUCCAUUGUCAACCACAAUUCAAUUUAAUUUCGCC
Messenger RNA from Pseudogymnoascus verrucosus, 909 nucleotides. RefSeq lists its product as uncharacterized. Lineage: Eukaryota; Fungi; Ascomycota; Leotiomycetes; Thelebolales; Thelebolaceae. The transcript is spliced from 2 exons. The coding region runs from base 89 to 529 and encodes 146 amino acids. The record is from RefSeq and is a predicted model, not a curated record.